UCGGAUCGUUUUACGCGGACAGGGUUGAGCCGAUCGAAAAAAUUUUUAACAUGUAUGUACAUGUAAGUAACAUCGACCGUCGUUUAUGUCAUGUUUAACGUUAGAGAGGAAUGGUGAUUACCAGAAUCCACAUUAUUGUCUAACUUGCUGAAGACAUGGAAGACUAAGAGAAAAAGAGAUGAGCAAAGCGAACCGCAGACAAACCAAAAACCUCUCAGCCAACCAGCGACGAGAUGCUCAGGAGAGGAAACGAGAUGAGAGGGCAAUUCGCAACGGUUACAGGAAACAGCAGAGAGAUGCAUCAUACCUUGCAGAUGAUGAGAACUUUGCAGGCUUCGCCACUCAGAUUCAGACGGUGGGACUAGAACUGAGAGAUGUACCAGGGGAUGGUAACUGUCUCUUCCGGGCCCUGGGUGACCAAAUGGAUGGUCACGGACGGAACCAUUUGAAGCACCGAGCAGAGACGGUGCAGUAUAUCCUUGAACACCGAGAUGACUUUGAGCCAUUCGUUGAGGAUGAUGUGCCAUUUGACAGACACAUUGAGAAUCUUGCCAAGUCUGGUACCUAUGCCGGAAAUGACAGUAUUGUAGCAUUCGCACGCAGGCACGGCCUCAACGUGGUCAUACAUCAACUGAAUGCACCAGACUGGAAGGUAAGUGGGUCCGACAGGCCAGAGGCUAGAGAGCUUCAUAUAGCAUACCACAAUGGGGACCAUUACUCCAGUGUGCGGAAAUUUGGGGACAAGUCGCAAGAGCCAACCAAAUUCAAGUCCUCAGAUCCAAGAAAACAUGUGGACAGCAGAGAGAAGACCAAGCACAAAGACACAAAUGACCAUUCUUCUUGUGGUGCCUCUGCUGGCAAUGAUAUCACAGUGGACAGGGCCUGGAGUAAUGGCAGCAUGGACGAUAUGGUUCUACGCAUCAUGGAUGCCACUGGGUGUCAGGAUGCUGGUCUUAUCAGCGACACCUUGGAGGACAACCAGUACGAUGUAGAGGCAACCAUCGACUUUAUUCUGCAAUUUUUACAAGAGGAUAUUCAACCUGAUGAUCAAACAGCGUCCAAAGACGCUACCGGAAAUCCUGAAAGCAGCAUCUGGUUGCCAGGAGGCACAGGGUCUCGCCUCUUUGGCGUACCUGUCGAAGGAGACUCGAGGAUAACCCAGCCAAACAGAACACAUGGUAGAGGAAGAGGGAGGGGUCAACGGCCGGCCGUCAACAGCCGCACUCUGAAGCAGCUGAAGAGGGCAGAGAAGAAGGAACGGCAGACGGAGAGGCACAAAUUGAAAGUAUUGGGCAUUCAAACAGAGAACAGGGACGAGCAUGACGAAGACGCUCAGAGCAUCGUGUCUGUUCCCAUUGGGCAGAUGGGAGCUCUCUCGAUAUGAUAGUUUGGAGCAGGUUACCUUGCACAGACUGUUUUGCAUUUCGCAAGCUGUUGAAUGGCAUUAAGAUUACUCCAGUAGUCACACAGUGUAAUUGGGUCUUGGAGCUUUGCAGGCAGUAGGAUCACUGUGGAAUAUUGAGAGUGGUGCAACUGGUAUAAAUUUGCACUCAGUCAAGUGAAGAUCUAAUGCAUCACUGAAGACUUCACACUUUGACCAGCUGACACAACAUACCAGUAAUUUGUUGAAGGCGCAACAUUUUUUGCGCAGGCUGGAAAAUUUCCAGUGUGCAUCAUCCACUGACAUGCAGGUCCAGUUGCUGAGGCUUACAUUCUGCAUAGGAUCUCCUGUGCUUCUUUGUACUAGGAAGGAAAAAUAAUGACAUUUAUAAAAGUGAUCUAUGGAGUUUGAAACUGAUAUUUACCAAUGCAUUGUACAGGUAUAUUUUCAGAUGAUAAUAAAAGUAUGAUGGUUAAACACAACACAAAA
Messenger RNA from Acanthaster planci (crown-of-thorns starfish), 1870 nucleotides. RefSeq names its product OTU domain-containing protein 3-like. The record is from RefSeq and is a predicted model, not a curated record. Gene Ontology annotation, molecular function: cysteine-type deubiquitinase activity. Gene Ontology annotation, biological process: protein deubiquitination. NCBI's taxonomy places the organism in Eukaryota, Metazoa, Echinodermata, Asteroidea, Valvatida, Acanthasteridae.